Pistacia vera is the source of this 1757-nucleotide messenger RNA. Its product is annotated as sulfite exporter TauE/SafE family protein 3-like. NCBI's taxonomy places the organism in Eukaryota, Viridiplantae, Streptophyta, Magnoliopsida, Sapindales, Anacardiaceae. Gene Ontology annotation, biological process: protein ubiquitination. Bases 113 to 1648 code for a protein of 511 amino acids. The transcript is spliced from 12 exons. The record is from RefSeq and is a predicted model, not a curated record. Gene Ontology annotation, cellular component: membrane; Cul4A-RING E3 ubiquitin ligase complex.
CUGUGUGUGUGUGUGUGGGGUUUUUCUUUUACAUUCACUGUAGAAGAUUCUCUCUGUGUGGUGCACAGCACACAGCCUCAUUAUACUAGAGUGGUUCAUUUCUUGGGCUGUAAUGGCUAACUUAGGACAAAACUGGCUAACUAUGAGAUUUAUAUUUAGGAUUUUGAUCGUCUUUCUGUUGGCUUCAACAUACGUUUCUGCUCAAAGACGCAUUAAACAUGAAGCCUUAGUAUCCAAUGCAUCAUCAUCAAUACACACUCAAUCUAACAACCUUCUCGCUGCUAUGAAUUUCUUAUGGCAACCCAACCAAUCUGGCUAUCAACAUGUUUGGCCGGAAAUGGAGUUUGGUUGGAGAAUUGUGGUUGGUAGUGCAAUUGGAAUCUUUGGGGCUGCCUUUGGAAGCGUAGGUGGUGUUGGUGGGGGUGGCAUUUUUGUUCCCAUGCUCAGUCUGAUUAUUGGGUUUGAUCCAAAAUCAGCCACAGCCAUAUCAAAAUGUAUGAUAAUGGGUGCAGCAGUUUCAACUGUGUACUAUAACCUUAAGCUACGGCAUCCAACUCUUGAUAUGCCCAUCAUUGACUAUGAUUUGGUGCUGAUUAUUCAACCGGUGCUCAUGCUUGGCAUUAGCAUUGGAGUUUCUCUUAACGUGAUUUUUGCCGAUUGGAUGGUCACGGUUCUGCUAAUUAUUCUAUGUAUAGUCACUUCAAUAAAGGCAUUCUUCAAGGGUCUUGAUACAUGGAAAACUGAAACCAGAUUAACAGAGGUAACGUGUAUUGAAAGAGAUGAAGUCGUUUAUUUCUCUCUCACCGAAUUUCUGUUCUUGAGAGCUUUAUGUGCUGACAAUACGAAUAUGGACGCGACUAAGCGUUUGGAAGCGAGUGCUGGUACCAGUGCUGAUGAAGGCGCGGAUUACAAGCCACUUCUUGGUGGCUCAAGCACCGAUCCUCAGAAGUUCACCAAGAACCCAGAGGUUACUGUUCUUGAAAACAUUCGCUGGAAAGAACUUGGACUUCUCACUUUUGUUUGGGUUGCAUACCUAGCACUGCAGAUUGCCAAGAACUACACAGCUACAUGUUCCUCAGGAUACUGGGUAUUGAACUUGUUGCAAAUCCCAGCUUCUGUUGGAGUGUUUCUGUAUGAGGCAAUUGGGUUGUAUAAGGGACGGAGAGUUAUUGCAUCAAAGGGUGAUGAUGGCAAAAACUGGGGAGUUUAUCAACUGGGUCAGUGGUGUGCCUGUGGGAUGGUAGCCGGAUUAGUCGGUGGUUUACUUGGAAUAGGCGGAGGAUUCAUCAUGGGUCCCCUGUUUUUGGAGCUGGGAAUACCUCCUCAGGUUGCAAGUGCCACAGCCACCUUUGGAAUGACCUUCUCAUCAUCAAUGUCUGUCGUAGAAUUCUACCUUCUGAAUCGUUUUCCAGUCCCGUAUGCUCUAUACUUCAUUGUGGUGGCUCUUAUUGCUGCUUUUAUAGGGCAAUACAUCAUUACCAAGUUGAUCACUAUAACAGGAAGGGCGUCUCUGAUAAUCUUUGUUCUUGCCUUCACAAUCUUUGUCAGUGCAUUAUCACUGGGUGGGGUUGGAUUAUCAGACAUGAUUGGGAAAAUUGAGCAUGGUGAAUAUAUGGGAUUUGAGAAUCUCUGCAAAUACAAUGCCUAAUUUGUAGUCCUCUUAUUUGGACCUUCUCCAUGGAGCAUGGUUUAUUUUAGAUUGAUCAUACCGCGACAGGAUUUGAUUAUUUAUAAAUUAUAAGCUUUUUAUUAAUUAA